This is a messenger RNA of Oreochromis niloticus (Nile tilapia), 11909 nucleotides long. RefSeq names its product ankyrin 2a, neuronal (gene ank2a). Gene Ontology annotation, biological process: signal transduction. NCBI's taxonomy places the organism in Eukaryota, Metazoa, Chordata, Actinopteri, Cichliformes, Cichlidae. Bases 91 to 11475 code for a protein of 3794 amino acids. Gene Ontology annotation, molecular function: protein binding. The record is from RefSeq and is a predicted model, not a curated record. The transcript has 10 exons.
ACGGAGACAUUCUCCUUAAGAACUAAUCAACCUCUUGACCCUGCAACCCUUGCGAGCCCAGAUCUCCUGUCAGACACACCAGAUGUCAGAAUGUCUGCUGUCUUUACUCCAGAUAUCUAUGAAGAAAGAGCUGAAACUAAUAAAUUGGAGGAAAGAGAAUCUGUGGCCACUGUAGAACAAUUCAAAGACAGAGUAGAAAAGGCUGGUGAAAUUAACAAUCGGAUGAAUGUUAGUAAACUGAGAGGACAACAAAUUGAUGCUAUCAAAGAUAAAUUUUCACUCUAUGGGGCCAACGCCCUUGAAGAGCCAGUCAUAAAGAACACUGACAUUGAGAAACAAAGUUUAAGUAGAUCUUACACAGAUGUUAGAGAAAUCACAUUGUUCUCCCCCCCUACCACAGAGACAGAAAAAUACCUUGGGCAGAAAUCUGCUAGGACAUGUGGUUCUCAAGAAGACCUUGUCCAAGAUGGAUUUGAACAGGUCAUUGAAAAGCGUGCAGACAAAAAACACCCCCCAGAUAUUAAGAAACCUAUUCGGAAAAAACUUAGAGACAGAUCGCGUUCUGGAUGUAGCAGUUCUGAGGGAGAGUUGGAAAGGAUGAGCUCUGAGGAGUCCUUAGAUGGUGAUGCUAUUCUUAAAGAGAGUAGCCUUUUAUCCACCCAAGUUGUCGAGCCACCAGCUUCUCCUUUGGUGGUUGAGACACCUAUAGGAUCAAUAAAAGACAGGGUAAAAGCUUUACAGAACAAAGUUGAAGAGGAAGAAGUGCAAAAAAAUACUAAAGUCUUUACAUACGAUGGAAAAUCUUCUAUUACCACAAAGAAAAUGGAGGAAGCUAUGCCAGAACUUCCCAGAGUUCCUAAGUCACCUAGAUCUCAGACAGAAAGAUUAGAGGAAACUAUGUCAGUGAAGGACCUGAUGAAAGCUUUCCAAACUGGGGAGGACCCGUCAAAGAGUAAAUCUGGGCUUUUUGAACACCAAUCCUUGCAGUCUUCUUGUAUUUCCACAUUGAUUUCUGAAUCACCAGGUUCGGAAACGGUGCAUGAUAUAGAACAAAGACCUACACAGGAGCCAAAAUCACAAAUCCAAACUCAAAAGCCCACGAUUUUCCAUCAACAGAGUAGUGUCAAGAAAGGGGAUCAAACAGACAUCAAGGAUGAACCAGCAAACUUAAUCAGCUGUAAAGAAUCACAGUUCACUUCAGACAGUGUUUAUAUUGAAAAGAUGGUUAAAUUUAGUGAUACUGUUCAACGAGAUGAUGAAAGUGUUAGCCCAUUGCGAGAGGUAUCGAACUUGUCAGAGAAGGAGGGAUUCUCUGUGAAACAUCUGAUAAAAACAUUCCAGACUGGACAAGAAGAUCAAAAAGGUAAAGCGGGGCCUCAUUCAACACUGAUAUUAGACUCUAAUGAUUCUGAAGAGAGAGAGACAAAUGAACAAAGUCCUACACAAGAGCCAGAAUCACAAAGCCAAUCUCAGAGACCCACGGUUUUCCAUUCGAAGAGUGACGCUGAUGUACACAGCGUCAUAAAGACAGACACAGAUGAUCAAUCACAAAGUUUAAUCAAAACGGAACCACAGUUAAUUUCAGACAGUUCCCUGUUGAGAAAGACAGUUACGUUUGCUGACACAGUUCAGUAUGAUGCUGUAAGCCCACAGCGAGAUGUGCCAGAGUUUUCAGAAAAGCAAAAUGUGUCUGUUAAGGAGCUGAUGAAAACCUUCCAGUCUGUAAAAGACCCCUCAAAAACUAAAGUGGAACUUUUUGAACACAAACCUGUGGCUUCCUCUAUUUCAACAUUAAUAUCCCAUUUAGGAGAUUCUGCAGAGAUACAGAGUACUGAACAAAGUCCUACAAAACAGACAAAUACUCAAAUCCAAAGUCAGACCCUCACAAAUGUACAUCAACAGAGUGAUGCCAAGCAAUAUGACCAAGCAGAAUUGGUUGAUCAACCAGUAACCUUAAUCAAAGAGGACUCACAGAUAAUUUCAGAUAUUCCUUAUGGAAAGUCACUAACAUUUGUAGAUACACUUCAGGGUGAUCAAUUAUGUCGUAAUGAGGGGCCAAAGAUGUCACAUAAAGAUGCCAUGUCUGUGAAGGAGCUGAGGAAAACAUUUGAGUCUCAGAAAGACCCUUUGAAGAGUAAAGUUGGAGCACUAGGGUCAGAGUCAGGGAUUGUCACAACUUUCCAACCGCAGAGAGAUGUGAAGGAUUUAGAGGCCCAAACUGGCCUUCUACAGAAUCCUGAGAGUUCACAACAAAUGUCAGACAUUUCUUGUUUUGGAGAAACAGUAAAAAAUGCUUAUGGAAUUCAGUUAGAUGACGGAAGGGUUAGCUCUUGGAGUGAUGAUUCAGAGUUAUCAAGAAGGAUAAUGCAACUCGAAGAACCAGCUAUUAGAAAGAGUAUAUCUGAUGAUACACAGAUUAGCCCUGAUCGCAGACCUUCUGAGGACUUUAGUGCUGACAUAAAAGCUGAGCUGGAGGAGAGUCCAAAGUACCAGCAGUUCAAGCAAACAGCUUCAGAUGUCAGACAUCAACUUGAGACACCUGAAGAGGAGAGCUUUGCUCAGGAUUCUGAUACUUAUUUUGAGGAAGACAUAAGUCCCAAGUAUCUUGAGAGUCACAAACAUAAAGGCAUGGAUAAAUUCUCGGAGACUAGUGUUAUUACAACAUAUCACUCCAGCACUGGUGAGAGAGACAGUUCUGAAGGACUGUCAGGACUGAGCAAUGAAAUCCAUUCGUACUCUACUAAAGAAGAUGGAAUGUACGUUAUACCAUCAGAGGAAGAUCAAAUCCAAGUAGAGAUAAAAACAUCUAGUCAGGCUGAUGUAAUUAGAGAGAAAGAACUCAUGCCAACUUCAGUAACUGAGACGUCACUCCAGGAGGUUUACAUUGACAAAAAGGUACAUCAACAAUCAUAUGAGCAUUCCGCAAAACCAAAGGAGAUGGCAGGGAUGCUAUCCCUGCUGAACACUGACCUGGAUCAGUACCUCAAGGACAAGCCAGUGAAAAGUGAGCAUGCAGAGGAGGUUGUUGUUCAGGAAAACUUUGAACAAGUUAUUCACACCAAAAUACAUCAGUCUUCUAGUGCUGAUAUGGAGGAUGAUAUUAAUGAUGAAGAGACACAGAUUGAUGUGGCUGAAGUAAAAGAACUAACACGAUGUUCUAUAUCAGAGACUUCAUUUCAACAAACUUGCAUUCAGAAAAGCUUAAGCCUACAACAGUCUACAACGGAAAAGCAAUCUACAUCUGAGAAAAAUAUGUCUGGCCUGUUGUCACUUCUCAAUAAUGACUUAAAUCAACAUCUUCAGGAAAGGCCAAUGGCAGUACAAUCUGAACCAGAAGAAGAUCUAGUCCAUGAAAGUUAUGAAGAAAUUGUAUUGUCAAGUCAUGAUUUACAGGACAAACUAGGUGGUGAGGAAAAUGAAGUUCUGCAGACUAAUGUAACUACAGAGAAAGGACUCACACAAACUUCUGUGAGUGAGACUCCAUUUCAAGAAACUUGUACUGAGAGAAACUUAAAACAACAAGAAUCUGCAAGUGAGAAGAAUAUGUCAGGCUUGAUAUCACUUCUUAGCAGUGACCUAAUUCAACAUCUCAAAGAAAAGCCAGUGACAAUACAAUCCAAGCCACAGGAAGAGCUAGUCAGUGAGAGGUUCCAACAGGUCAUAUUGACACGUGAUAAUUCGGAGGGCAAAAUAGAGGGAGAGUCAAAUGAAGACCUUCAGACAGAUGUAAUUGGAGACAGAGAAAUACCAAGUUCAGUGGUGGAAACUCCAUUCCAAGAAGUUUGUAUAGAGACAAAGGCACACCACCAGCCAUCUACAUCUGAGAAAAAUAUGUCUGGCAUGUUGUCACUUCUUAGUCAUGACUUAGGUCAACAUCUUCAGGAAAAGUCAAUGGCAAUGCAGUCUGAACCAGGAGAAGAUCUAGUCUGUGAGAGAUGGGAACAAAUUAUAAUAAAAAGUAAUGAUUUACAGGUCAAAAUAGGGGAAGAGCCAACUGAAGACCCACAGACUGAUGAAAUUAGAAAGAAAGAGCUAACGCCAACUUCAGUAACUGAGACUCCAUUCCAGGAGGUUUGCACUGACAAAAAGGCACAUCAACAAUCGUAUGAGCAAUCCGCAAAACCAAAAGAGAUGGCAGGGAUGCUAUCCCUGCUGAACACUGACCUGGAUCAGUACCUCAAGGACAAGCCAGUGAAAAGUGAGCAUACAGAGGAAGUUGUUGUUCAGGAAAACUUUGAACAAGUUAUUCACACCAAAAUACAUCAGUCUUCUAGUGCUGAUAUGGAGGAUGAGAUGAAUGCACAGACAGAUGAACAGACACAGAUUGAUGUGGCUGAAGUAAAAGAACCAACACCAUGUUCUAUAUCAGAGACUCAAUUUCGACAAACUUGCAUUGAGAGAAAUUUAGAACAACCAAAGUCUACAAGUGAGAAGAAUAUGUCAGGCAUGGUAUCACAUCUUAGCAGUGACCUAGUUCAACAUCUCAACGAAAAGUCAGUGACAAUACAAUCCCAACCACAGGAAGAGCUAGUCAAUGAGAGGUUCCAACAAGUCAUAUUGACAAGUGAUACUUCAAUAGACAUGAUAAGGGGCGAACCAAGUGAAGACCUUCAGACUGAUGUAAGUGGAGACAGAGAACUAACACCAAGUUCAAUGGUGGAAACGUCAUUCCAAGAAAUUUACAUAGAGAGAAAGGCACAGCGCCAGCCAUCCUCAUCUGAGAAAAAUACGUCUGGUAUGUUGUCACUUCUUAGUCAUGACUUAGAUCAACAUCUUCAGGAAAAGUCUGUACCAGUGCAACCUGAACCAGAAGAACAUCUAGUCCAUGAGAGAUGUGAACAAAUUAUAUUGUCAAGUAAUGAUUUACAGGACGAAAUAGAUGGUGAGGCAAAUGAAAACCUGCACACUGAUGUCAUUACAGAGCAAGAACUCAUGCCAACUUUGACAACUGAGACUCCAUUACUGGAAGUUUGCCUUGAAAAAAUGGUACAAUAUCAACAGUCAUAUGAUCCAUCUACAAAACCAAAGGAGAUGUCGGGCAUGCUAUCCCUGCUGAACAGUGACCUGGAUCAGUACCUCAAGGACAAGCCAGUGAAAAGUGAGCAUACAGAGGAAGUUGUUGUUCAGGAGAAUUUUCAGCAAGUUAUUCACACCAAAAUGCAUCAGUCUUCGAGUGCUGAUAUGGAGGAUGAGAUAGGUGCACAGAUGCAUGACCAGACACAGAUUGGUGUGGAUGAAGUAAAAGAACUAACACCAUGUUCUAUAUCUGAGACUCAAUUUGAAGAAACAUGCAUUGAGAGAAAUUUAGAACAACCAAAGUCUACAAGUGAGAAGAAUAUGUCAGGCAUGGUAUCACAUCUUAGCAGUGACCUAGUUCAACAUUUGUCAAAAAUGCCAGUGAAAAUACAAUGCAAGCCACAGGAAGAGCUAGUCCAUGAGAGGUUUCAGCAAGUCAUAUUGACACCUGAUAAUUUGGAGGGCAAAAUAGAGGGAGAGUCAAAUGAAGAGCUUCAGACAGAUGUAAUUGGAGACAGAGAAUCAGCUUUGGAAACUUCAUUCCAAGAAGUUUACAUAGAGACAAAGGCACAGCACCAGCAAUCUACAUCUGAGAAAAAUACGUCUGGCAUGUUGUCACUUCUUAGUCAUGACUUAGAUCAACAUCUUCAGGAAAAGUCUGUGGCAGUGCAACCUGAACCAGAAGAACAUCUAGUCCAUGAGAGAUGUGAACAAAUUAUAUUGUCAAGUAGUGAUUUACAGGACAAAAUAGAUGGUGAGGCAAAUGAAAACCUGGACACUGAUGUCAUUAGAGAGCAAGAACUCAUGCCAACUUUGGCAAGUGAGACUCCAUUACAGGAAGUUUGCCUUGAAAAAAUGGUACAAUAUCAACAGUCAUAUGAUCCAUCUACAAAACCAAAGGAGAUGUCGGGCAUGCUAUCCCUGCUGAACAGUGACUUGGAUCAGUACCUCAAGGACAAGCCAGUGAAAAGUGAGCAUACAGAGGAAGUUGUUGUUCAGGAGAAUUUUCAGCAAGUUAUUCACACCAAAAUGCAUCAGUCUUCGAGUGCUGAUAUGGAGGAUGAGAUAGGUGCACAGAUGCAUGACCAGACACAGAUUGGUGUGGAUGAAGUAAAAGAACUAACACCAUGUUCUAUAUCUGAGACUCAAUUUGAAGAAACAUGCAUUGAGAGAAAUUUAGAACAACCAAAGUCUACAAGUGAGAAGAAUAUGUCAGGCAUGGUAUCACAUCUUAGCAGUGACCUAGUUCAACAUUUGUCAAAAAUGCCAGUGAAAAUACAAUGCAAGCCACAGGAAGAGCUAGUCCAUGAGAGGUUUCAGCAAGUCAUAUUGACACCUGAUAAUUUGGAGGGCAAAACAGAGGGAGAGUCAAAUGAAGAGCUUCAGACAGAUGUAAUUGGAGACAGAGAAUCAGCUUUGGAAACUUCAUUCCAAGAAAUCUACAUAGAGACAAAGGCGCACCACCAGCCAUCUACAUCUGAGAAAAAUACGUCUGGCAUGUUGUCACUUCUUAGUCAUGACUUAGAUCAGCAUCUUCAGGAAAAGUCUGUGGCAGUGCAACCUGAACCAGAAGAACAUCUAGUCCACGAGAGAUGUGAACAAAUUAUAUUGUCAAGUAGUGAUUUACAGGACAAAAUAGACGGUGAGGCAAAUGAAAACCUGCACACUGAUGAAAUUAGAGAGCAAGAACUCAUGCCAACUUUGGCAAGUGAGACUCCAUUACAGGAAGUUUGCCUUGAAAAAAUGGUACAAUAUCAACAGUCAUAUGAUCCAUCUACAAAACCAAAGGAGAUGUCGGGCAUGCUAUCCCUGCUGAACAGUGACCUGGAUCAGUACCUCAAGGACAAGCCAGUGAAAAGUGAGCAUACAGAGGAAGUUGUUGUUCAGGAGAAUUUUCAGCAAGUUAUUCACACCAAAAUGCAUCAGUCUUCAAGUGCUGAUAUGGAGGAUGAGAUAGGUGCACAGAUGCAUGACCAGACACAGAUUGAUGUGGCUGAAGUAAAAGAACUAACACCAUGUUCUAUAUCAGAGACUCAAUUUGAAGAAACAUGCAUUGAGAGAAAUUUAGAACAACCAAAGUCUACAAGUGAGAAGAAUAUGUCAGGCAUGGUAUCACAUCUUAGCAGUGACCUAGUUCAACAUUUGUCAAAAAUGCCAGUGAAAAUACAAUGCAAGCCACAGGAAGAGCUAGUCCAUGAGAGGUUUCAGCAAGUCAUAUUGACACCUGAUAAUUUGGAGGGCAAAAUAAAGGGAGAGUCAAAUGAAGAGCUUCAGACAGAUGUAACUGGAGACAGAGAAUCAGCUUUGGAAACUCCAUUCCAAGAAGUUUACACAGAGACAAAGGCGCACCACCAGCCAUCUACAUCUGAGAAAAAUACGUCUGGCAUGUUGUCACUUCUUAGUCAUGACUUAGAUCAGCAUCUUCAGGAAAAGUCUGUGGUAGUGCAAUCUGAACCAGAAGAGGUUGUAGUCAAUGAGAGAUGUGAACAAACUACUGUGAAAAGCAAUGAUUUACAGGUCAAAAUAGCAGAAGAGGAAAACGAAGAGCUGCAGACUGAAGUAAUGGGAGACAGAGAAAUACCAAGUUCAGUGGUGGAAACUCCAUUCCAAGAAAUUUGCAUAGAGAGAAAGGCGCACCACCAGCCAUCUACAACUGGGAAAAAUAUGUCUGGCAUGCUAUCACUUCUUAGUCAUGACUUAGAUCAGCAUCUUGAGGAAAAGUCAGCAGUAGUGGAAUAUGAACCAGAAGAUGAACUAGUCCAUGAGAGCUACAAGCAAGUUAUAGCAAUAAAGGAUUUCAAACAAGAAACUCAUGCCUUAUCUCCUGAACAUAAACUGAUGUCCCCAGCAGAUACAAUUUUUGACAGCCUGGAUAUCACUAAAAAACAACCUUUGGAAAGUGGUUGGCACACAUGUUCUAAAGAAGAUGAAGGCCUAAAGAGUUUUUCAUCUGAAGAAAUUAAAACCUUAACAACGGAAUGGAUGGUGGAUGGGAAGUCAUAUGCACAUGACUAUCAAAGUGACCAUGAAGAUGUUAGUGUUGCUGUCUCUGAUCCUGUUCUCAGAACACAUCUUUUUCAAGUACCAAGUAGUUUUAACACACUACAGCGACCGGCUGAUUUAGAAAAUCUAAACACUGUUGUAUUUGAUGACCCAGCUAAUGAGUCAUGUCAUCGAGAUUCACUAGAAGCUAGCCCUCUUGUGGAGGAUAAAUCGUCACAGAAAUCCCCUGAUUCAAUUGAACCAAGCCCUACCAAAGAAUCUCCUUGUCCAGACUCUCUUGAAGGAAGUCCUACUCAGUCAAGCAAUGCAGAAGUGAAGAUCCCAGCAACGACUGCUGUAUAUGAAGAUUAUGCUUCCCAGCUCAGAGCAUGUUUUGCUUAUGACAAAAAUAUUUACUCAGAUGAAUGUGAGCAUGUUGAACGUGAUAACAAUCUUGAGACAACUGAAAUACACAGUGAAAAUAUAGAAGACAAAUAUUCUGAAUCCACAAAGAGAGUAGCUCAUGGUGAGAGUCUUCACAUGUUCGUCCGGCAAGACUGUUUUGACACAGAAGAAAGGGCGGUUGAUGGCACCAAUAAACAGUUAACACCAGAAGAGGAGAUGUUUAAAAUGGCUGCAAAGAUCAAAACAUUUGAGGAGAUGGAACAGGAGUCUAAACUGCGGAGAGAAAAAUCUUUUGAUGCUAUGGUACUAUCAGAAACAAAUGGUCAGGAAAAUGGUGAGGUUGAUCUUAAAUCUAGCCCGGUUUCACAGUCUGUCCCACAAGAUACAAUAGAGAAAAUAACAGAGAAAUAUGUGACAGAAAGCAUUCACACACUUACGGAGGCACCGAAUAUUGCUUUUAAUAAGAAAGAAGAAAUUCAGUCACAUCCUAAAAGUACUCACUCAGUUGACAACUCACUGUGUUUAACUGCAACUCCAGAUGAACCUGAUCAAGAAUGUGAGUACUCUGUGCCACACAAAGAUAAAGACACUAUUGGAGGUGUAGUCACUGACAUUCCUUUUUCUGGAUCAGAUGAACAUCAUUUAAAUGAUGACAAAGAAGUUGGAUCACCAUUUACAAUCGGUUCAGCUUCAGUCAGCCAACCUCAGACUACAGUGUGUACUAAAGAAGAAGAAUUUGUUGUAGAGUGUGAGGGUCUUUGCAUUUCAGAGGACAGAAAAACACCAGAUAAAACACCAGGUGAUGAAAAAACCCCUGAUCCAUUUCAGUUUCAAGAGGGAAAGCUAUUUGAAAUGACCAGAGGUGGAGCUAUUGACAUGACAAGAAGCUUUGAUGAAGAAAGGGAAGCACAUGCCUUUUUUCAUAUUGGGGAACAUCCAGUUGAUGAAGUUGUCCCAGAAGAGACUGAACACUCUCAAUCAAAGUCUUUAACUUUACAGAUGAGUGAUUAUGUCUCAGAUGUAACCCAUCAGGAAACCCCAAAUUCAUAUUUGACUCAGGGUACCAGUGACAAAGCAUCUAGUCCCAAUUCUGAAACUGUCAUCAUAGCUACAAGUGGAAAAUCACAACUUGAGAAGCCACUUACUAAAGUUGAAAGUGCCAGCUCUAGCUCUGCUUUAGACAAUAAAAGCCUUGAAAGUCUCGGUCUAAGCUAUCUAGACUCUACCAUAGCCGAUCUUCAAUCAGACAUAUCCACAGUCGCUCAUUCAUUCUACUCAGACCAGAGCCAUGAUUUCUCAGACUCCUCCCCUGAUGAUGAUGAUGAUGAUGAUGAUGCUGAGGAGGAAGAAGACCAGCGCUCAGUCAUAGAGAUGGCUUUUUCAUCUGGUCAGCCUAGCAUGCCAGGAUAUAAUCAGGACUCACCUGCACCUUUGACAAAACCAGCCACGGCAGUUAAGGGAGAUGGUCAUUAUAAAAAAGCCAAGAAAGACACACAGAUAUCUCAAGUUCAAGGAGAAGAAGAAAAAAGGUCCACCUUAGCCCGUAGAACUAGAUCUGAGGCUAGUGACAUAAAUAAAUCUUCUAUUAAAGACAGCAGGAGUUAUUCUGACGGUAGUCAGCCCACUAAUACAACUGACCUUUCGCCUUCCAAACUUACUGUAAUGACGCAAGAAAAAGCUUUACCUCAUAUGAUCUCGACAUGCUCUUCUCCAAGGAAAGACAGCCAACUGUCCAAGACUAUAGAAACAUCUGUUAGGCUUUCUUUGGAUACCGAUGAUAUAAGUAGCGGUAGUCACAAGAGCCCAGAUUCUGUUAUCUUCACAUAUGACAUUCCUGCUUCGCAUAGUUCAGGUUCUGAUGGCAGUAGAGUAGAGCCAACAGAGCAUGUGUCUUGUGACACAGAGGAUGUAUUUGAAUCCAGGCCUGCCUGGAAUGAAACAGUGGAAACUCAGAUGCAGAGAAUCAUCGAUGACCAAACUUCAGAAUGUACGGCAGUCGAUUGGCAGGAAGAUGCUGACAGGAAAGAGGAGACAUUAGCUAUCAUUUCAGAUCUUCUUGGCUUCAGCUGGACUGAACUUGCAAGAGAACUGGAAUUCAGUGAAGAUGAUAUUCAGCUAGUGAGAACAGAGAAUCCUAAUUCCCUCCAAGAGCAGAGCCAUGCUUUACUGCAGCGCUGGGUUGAACGUGAGGGCAAACAUGCCACAGAGGACUGUCUGAUUAAGAGGCUGACUAAGAUCAACCGCAUGGACAUUGUCCAUCUUAUUGAAACCCAGAUGAACAAGUCAGUUCAAGAGCAAACAUCUAGAACUUAUGCAGAGAUAGAGAAGACACUGGAUCACAGUGAAGUGUCAGUAGCCUUAUCUUCAGUCCAAGAGGAUGCAGACAGCCCCAGAGUUGUGAGAAAAGUGGAGUCAGAUCGCAGACCACCCCCAGCUGUUUCAGAAGAGGACCUCUCAGUCGCUUCACUACUGGAUAUUCCUUCAUGGGCAGAGCCUGUUGGACAGAUCCACUCAGAGAGCAUGCAUGGUGACCUAUUGGAGGAGCUUGAGAUCCCGCAUGAGUUAAAUCCUAACUUGUGGACCUCUGAGGAUGUAAUUACACGUGAAUCAAGUCAAGACAACUUAGAUGAGCAAUCUGAUGAAAUGCCAGACCUCCCUGCCCAGUCGGUGUCAGAAGAAAGGUACAAGGAUGAAAAUGGACACAUAGUUGUCAAAAAGGUUACCCGUAAAAUUAUACGGAAGUGUGUUUCCGCGGAUGGUGCGGAGCAUGAAGAGAUGACCCUAGAAGGGGCUCCUCAGGGGUUUGUCCCUGCAGCGGAGGGAGAUGGCUACUCUAAGGUUGUGAAGCGGACAGUCGUGAAAAGUGAGGGAGACCACACCGAGGUGACUUUUACCGAACGUGAGCAUUCGUCAUCUUUAAGGCAGGAGACGGCUGAUGAACGCAAGAUCAGUCACACGGAAAGGACAACAGUGGUGGAGGGUGAAAGGACAGUGACACACCAUGGUGAUCAGUCUUUGACCUCUGAUCUCCCUACAGCCCAGGAUGACUUCAAAGAGGGCCCAUCUGCGUAAGGGUUGCACUCUCAUACAAACAGUGGUUGAGGGAGCUGGGCAGCACAAACAGGUCAUUCAAGAGAAAGUGGACCACCCAAGAAAAGGAUCGAAAACCCGUGAUCUCCAACAGCAUCUCCACCAGCUCUUUCACCGCUACUACGAAGAAGAAAAGAACAAUGACGAUGAGGAAGGAAGAGUAAAUGAUUGAGUAACACUCUGCCCAACUCCCUGGUUGUGCCCAUGCUAAAAUCCCUGCUAGUCCUAUGCAUUAGUCACAUGCAAUCCUAGUGUGCACAAACACACCUCAAAGCUACCACAGUCUUCCCCUUUAGGACCUGGAAGAUGAUUUUUAGUUCCUGAUUAGGAGUUUUUUUUUUUUCCCUGUGUGAUGUUAAAGUAUUUCUAAAUUUCUGUAUUUUUUUUUAUUUUUUUAUUUUUUUGCCUUUUGUGAC